AUGAUGGAAGAGAAGAAACACGAUGCGUCGUUUUCGUAUUGGCACGCAGCCAAACUCGUGACUCUACGUCCAGAACUCAGUAACGCAAUGGCUCGUACCAAGCAAACCGCUCGCAAGUCUACUGGAGGUAAAGCUCCUCGUAAGCAGCUGGCCACCAAGGCAGCCCGCAAAUCGGCGCCAUCAACUGGAGGUGUGAAGAAGCCUCAUCGCUAUCGUCCGGGAACCGUUGCCCUUCGUGAAAUCCGUCGCUACCAGAAGUCCACUGAGCUUCUCAUUCGUAAACUUCCUUUCCAGCGUCUUGUCCGUGAAAUCGCUCAGGACUUCAAGACUGAUCUCCGCUUCCAGUCGGCUGCCAUCGGAGCACUUCAGGAAGCCUCCGAAGCUUACCUCGUCGGUCUUUUCGAAGACACCAACCUCUGUGCAAUCCACGCCAAGCGUGUUACCAUCAUGCCUAAGGACAUUCAACUCGCCCGCCGUAUCCGUGGAGAGAGAGCAUAAACAUUUACAGUAACACCAACACACCUGCCAAGAUCUCCUACAGUGUUUUGUCGCUGCUAAUCACUGCUUUUUGAUUAUGUUCUUCUUCCGUAACCCCUGUGUAUCUAUAAGUAACGGUUGUUAACGAAGUAAAUGGUGAAUGUUGCUGUUGUUCAC
Messenger RNA from Cylicocyclus nassatus, 654 nucleotides. Lineage: Eukaryota; Metazoa; Nematoda; Chromadorea; Rhabditida; Strongylidae. The record is from the annotation of a GenBank genome assembly.